Molecule: messenger RNA, 5702 nt
Organism: Linum trigynum
Lineage: Eukaryota; Viridiplantae; Streptophyta; Magnoliopsida; Malpighiales; Linaceae
Source: the annotation of a GenBank genome assembly
AUACAUAUAAGCGUUUUCCCAAACUGUCGUUCAGAGAUUCAAAUUUCACUGCCACUCAUGCUGCCACGUCAUCGUCUUAUCUCUCCUCCCUACCCAUCAGAAUUCCUUCUCUCUUCUGUCCGGCCUUUCCAAUUCCAACGAAACGUCUUCCCCGUUCCACCGCAGUCAUUUUUGGUCCCCGUUUUCCCAAUUUGCAGCCGAUGUCUACUCCUCCCGCCGGUCACACAAUCCAAACGCAACUUCCCUUCCCGUCUCGGCAAUUCCUCAGAAGUUUUCUCUUACGCGAAAAAACCAGGGCUCCUCGCCUCCUCCCCAAUUUCCCCCUCGACCCAACCCCAGCAGUUUCCCUCAUUCCAAAUCAACAACGUUUCGUGUCUCCACGCUGGCCAUGUAUGCCUUCUGCCUCUUACCCACCUCCUGUUCCUCCCCAGAUUUCCACUAUGCUUCCUCAAACGACAGGUUUUCAUUUUUCUUCCCUUUCUCGGUCUGAAGAACAUUUCUGAUCUUCCCUUUUCUUUCGUCAAUUGGUUUAUGUGAAUGCACCCAAAAUCCCUCCACUGCCAUGGAGAUGGCCUGUCAUCGGAAGACCACAUAUUCCUCCACAACCGGCCGUCUUCUGCAUACCACCAACGUCGCAAUCGUCCCAUUCUCGACCCCUCUGUAUUUCCGCAGGUAAUUUCAAUAGUUUGGGUGUCUUUUUCCUUAGUAUUUCCCUUUCCUGCGAGUCUUUUUCGGCCCUGAAUUUUGGCUUGGGUUCUGAUUUGCUGAGAGGGAGAAAGACUGAUGUUUGAGCACUCUAUUUGCCUUCUGAUAGUUACAAUCGCUACUUUUGAUUCCAGUACUGAUAAUUUGCGUAAUUCGAGGGAUUUUCUUUCCCCUAUCCUUAGUAUUUCUAGGCUUUGGAUUUUGUAUUAAGUGUUCUGUGUUGCUUAGAGGGAGGAAGAAGGACGUUUCAGGACUGUCUGGCUUUGAUAGUUUCAAACGGUUACUGUUUGUCUCAUGGAAAUUCCAGGGUUGAGAAUUGUAGUUAUUUGUCUCAUGGAAAUUCAGGGUUCCUUUUUGUUUUUUGAUGCUUCUCUUAAUAUUGAUUGCCCACACAAGAUAUAAACACUUCUAGCUUUCAUACAUCCAGGGUAUAAUUACUUCCCACAAUGCAUUAUUCGCCUUCAGAGGACUUCUCCCUCUUGAAAAACUGCAAUCUUACAGGACUUCUCUCAUCAGAUGAUAACUGUUAUUGUAGGCUAUGUUGAUCAAAGGAUCUUAAAUAGUUAAAUCCAUUCGAGCAAUAUGUUCUGAAUUGCCGGCUUCUAUAAUCUGCAGCUAAUAUAGAAAGAAUUACAAUGGAGAUUGGGGUAAAUCUUAGUUUGUGGAGAACAACAUUUAAGAGGAAUUAAUGGCUAAGAGCAUGUUAUAAUUUUAGCAGCUUAGCUGCAACUAUGGUGAAGCAGCUAAAGCAAACACUGAAUUGCGGAAACUAUAAUUGGUCAUCACAAUCAAAUUACAUAACUUGGUUUGUUGUGAUCCACUUCUUAAUGCUGAAAGCUUCUUUUGGUUUCUUUUGAACAAUUUUGGCGGUUGGCAUGGGAGUUGCUCAAAGUGAGGUCCCAUAACAUGGAUCUCAUUCUGACAUAAGUGAAUUUUUCUUUAUAAGGAUGUGCUUUUCUCACUCUAAUUAUGGAACAUGAGAUCUGCAGAAGAGAAAAAACAUUCCUUUCGUAAGUAUGUUAAUUCACACUUGAGCUUUCAAGUUUGUUGAUAUGACUUGCUAAAGAUGCCGACUUUCAAUUGUCUGUGUGACUUUGCAGUGAUGUCAAAGGAGGAUUCGAUCAGUAUAAUUUAGUAAUGCAUGAUUAUGGGCGAUCUAACUACCUUGCAUAGGAGCGAACCAGUGUCCAGCUUUAGUUUGCAGGUUCGGCUGUUGGUUUGAAGGUAUAUUCAUUUGCAGUCUCAAAUGGACAGAUAAGGAAAGAGAGUGAUGGUGUAUGAUGACCCUUCACAGUUAAAACUCGGAACGUUUGCUGCGAUUUCUCGACCUCAUAGUAAGUUCAUUAAUAUAAUUGAAUUGAGUGUCAACAUGUGUUUAAAUCUGUCGUAGUCAUCUCUCUUGAGCCAUAAAAGUUGUCUUUUUUAUACUGUGAAAUGCUAUGAUACUGAAAGCACCUCCAUUUUCAAGUAAUUAGAAUAAACUCAUUUUGCUACAAAUGUUUCUCAUAGUUGGUUCCCACACUAAGCCAACUGUUUUUAUUGAGUCUUCUUCAAGCCUCAACUAUUACUCAUCUCCAAGCCUCUUCUUCGCACAAAGUCAUAUGAGGAAUGACAUGCAUCACAUUCUCUGGGUAUCACAAAUUUUAAUAAUACAGUAAACUAAAAUGCAUGAUAUCAUUCAUGUUCAAAUGGGUCAUUGCCGAUUCAUGAAAAUGAUUUUUCGGAUUACAUUGCAAAAACUCUAUAUCCAUUAGAAAUGCAAGAUACUACUAAUGAACAACUUAAUUUUUACUUCGAGUGAGUGUUUUGUGUGGCAGAUCAACCUUUAUUUUAAUUGUUGCAAUGGAAUCCAGCUUUCCUGUGUAACAACAAAGAAACACCUCUGAACAAAUUUGUUAGAAAUACAAGAGAUCCUUCUUCAUCUUUUGUUAACACGUGAACUUCAUAAACUAAUGACUGAUUAUAUAUUUGCAGGCCAAUGAAAUCGACCCACAAGAUGGCAACAGCCACUAAAGCCCCUCACAGCCAUACCAGAGUCAUGAUGCGAUGUCAAAGGCACACCAUCCAUCCAUCCAUUCAAGGUUGUCAAGACUGAGAGAACCAAUACUGACAAUGUCCACUCCAAACAACGUCAAGAUACUGGUCACCACAUUAUUCCAAAUUCGAAUGACCAAAUCAACCAACAACACUACACACUAUGUAGUCAGACAACACUACUACUGUGAUGCAAAACUUUAGAUUUUUCAUCUCUUAUGUGUGUGAAUACGGCUGUCCCAAAUGACCGUAUUAUGGAUAAUAAUAUUAUGACUGAAGCAUUGUUAUGCAUUUAAACUUUUGACUAUAUAUCAUAAUUGCAAACACAAGCUACCCAAAGACAAGAAAAAGGGAGUAAACGAAUGUCACAAACGACCCAGACAGACAAUAGUAACCACUAACCCCGGCCAAAAAGCUAGUUACCUGAAUGAGGCCAGUGGCGACGAGUUGCGGGAUGGCGGCGAUCAACUGGUAGGCCAGGAGAUCCACGGCCCAAAACCCAGUCACCGGAAGCCUGCAUCUCCGGCCCACUUCAAUAGCCGACGAAACCAGCAAUUGCUUCCUCCCCAACGCGUGGGCCUGAGACCGUCCGAUUUCAAAACCGAGAUCCCCAAUUUCGUUCGUGCUCCUCCCUCCCCCUAGGGUUCUUGCAUUCUCCCAAUCAAUCCCUUUCCGGCCAUGGAUACCCAACCGCUCCCUCUUGAAUCCACUCCUGGACCCGAAACUGGGCUUGAAUCGGAGCCAGAGAAGCAAAAGCGCGAGGAAGCCGGUGGCAGCAACGACGACAAGGUCGCCGAUGGUAGCGGCGAGGGCGAUGAAGGGGAGGACGACGAGGAUUUCGAGAUAGAAAUCGUGGAAGAGGAGGAUGAUGGCACGGAGCGCCAAGUGUUUGUUCAGGCACCGUCGAAGCCCUUAAUCUGGUAUCCCAAAGACAAGGCCGGACUGGAGAAGUUACAGAACUUCUAUGAUACUAUUCUGAAAAGCGAGGGAUUUGAUGUGGGCGAAGAACUUCCUCCGGUGGACAUCAUUGAAUUCGGCGUUCUGCCAGUCAACUUGAAAUCUAAGUGGCAUGGCGAAAAUGUCAAGGCGUGUGUGGAGUUCGUGAUUGAGCAGUACAAUAAAGAGCGCGAGGGGAAAUCCGAGCUGAAAGUUGUUGACAUCGUGAAGGCCAAUUGGGGUCAGUGCUCUGGUAAGAACUACUACAUCACCUUAGAGGCUGCUGACCUGCUGUCUUCUGAUCCUGCUGCUACGAAAACCUACGAAGCUGAGGUUUAUCGGAACAUUCGUGGGAAACUAUCGACAACACUGUUCCGUGUGAAAGGCCAGACAGAAACCAUUCUAGAAAUGGAAGGCGGCCGCCCACGCACCUGCAUGUGAUGAAUGGGAGGGAGGUUCAGAGAGUUCAAGGGUUAGUUUAACUGAUGGCAAUGCGUAUGUUAAAUUGUGAUGCAUGAUGGUAUUUCGCUAUGGGCGUGUCUUGUUUUCCCGCUGCAUGCUCGAUCUCUUUGAGUUUCUCUAGCUUUGUUAGAACUGCUUAAUUGAGUACUACAGAGAGAGAGAGAGAGAGAGAGAGGGUCAGUCAUCUGAGUAUCUGACCACCUUUGCUUUCUCUCUUAAUUUUCACUUGCUGUUUCUGUCAACUUGGUAUCUCUAAGUAAAGAUGUACAGUCCAAUAUUCAUGCCUAUGGUUGGUUGUCUUUUAAUUUUAUGCUUUUCUUUUCCGCAGGUGCAGUGGCUGGGGAGUUCUAGGGCGUCAUCUGAUGUGGUCAUUAUCUUUCGUAGUAGUAGUUUAUCUCAAGAUUUCUGUCUGAUUAAGCAAUGGAGAUGUGUUCAGUUGGGUGUUGGAUUUCUUGUACUAGUUUGCUGCUUAUAUAAAACUUGAACCAAUUAUCAGUAAAAUUGGUUUCUUUCUCGACAAAGAUUUAACAAAGGAGAAAGAACAUUGGUCCACUUGCAUUAUUUUUCUUUUUCGUGAAUGCACGAUAGGGAUAUGUAAUGUAAUGUAACGGCUAUGGUCUUCACGUGAGCUAGGCAGAGAAAAUUAAAUAUAUUGCAUGCAUGCACAUUCUGCCAAAAAUUCAAAGGAAAAUAAUAAUAAUAAUAAAUGCCAUGCAAUGCAUGGGUUUGCUAUAUUAUUUUUUUCUACGUUUAUAUAACCUAGCUAUUAUUAUAUUCUAAAUGUGGACUUGUCUUAUAUAAGGUAACUUCAUUCAUCAAUUAAUUGCGCGCCCUACAUUUUGGUUCUAAUUAGGUUGGGAUGUUGACACAUAUAAAAGUAAGGAUUGUAAAAUCGUGUUGUAUAAAAAAAAAAAAAAAGUCAGCAGUGAUUUUUUGUGUUGAAACUGUUGUUUAACCGUUCAUAUCGUUAAAUAUCGUCUAUCGAUUUAAAUUCCAAUAAGAUUUUUUCGAGUCCAACCACCAACAUAGUACGAUUUUUCAAUCUUGCACAAGAGAAGAGUUUGCCAAAUUUAAACCUUUGAAUUGUUAUUAUGUUCUUGAAUCAAGAUCACCUUGAAUCAACAAUAAACCAUUGAGACAAUGUUUUAGUGGUAUCAUAACCAUCACAAACAAAAAUCAAAAUCUGCCAUAGCCACGAGAUCUAAUAAAGUAAUGAUUUCCCUUGAACAUAUGAUGAGCCGGCCACUUUCUUGUUCUGGCAAAACAUAGCCGAAAAGGCUCUAUUUGAGCCUUGCCAUAAAGCAAGUGCUAAUUGGGGCUUCAUUCCAAGGUUGACCACGAUUUUAUACGUCUAAUCACCAAUUCUGAAGCUGAUCACCAAGUGUUUAAUCAACAAUUAUUUGAGCAAACUAUCUUUGCGAUCCGUGGAAAAAAUGGUAUACAUUUCAAAUAGUUUGAUUUGGGUAUGGAUUUUAUACCAUUAGGUACACAAAGUUCUUUCGAAUAAAUGUCGAUUAUGAUAAUUCAAACACGCAAUAUUUACUCUAUAAAAAUGUCUAUUGACA